ACAUUUUUUGAGCACCUACCAUGUGCCAGGCAUUGUUUUUAGGUGCUAACCCUAGUCUCAAAUUCUCAUAGAACUUCCAUUAUAAUGGGAGUGAUCAAAAGUCAUCGGGCCAAGAUUUAACAUGUAUGAUUUCAGGUGUGACAAGUGGUGUGAAGAAAAGUAAGGCGGGUGAGUGGUCAGGGGUAGGGAUGAGAGACGGCAGUCAGGAAAGUCUCUCUGAGGAGAUGCCAUCAGAGCCUGCAGAUCUGCGUGAAAUGAGGGAGCAAGCUCCGAAAAGAGCUAGGGAAUAGCAUUCCUAGGAGAGGGAGCUGUACGUGCAAAGGCAUGGAGGCAGGAAGGAGACAGAAGGUUAGCUGUGUGGUUGGGGUAAGCAGGGGAGAGGGAGUGGUGGGAGAUGUAAUUGGAGUGAUGGCCAAAGAUAGAACAGGCAGGGCUUCCAGGGUGAGGUAACUUACACACUUGAAUCUUGUCUCCAGUGAAUUGAGAAACCUUUGGAGGAUUUUGAGCGGGAAAGGGGCCUGAUCUGAUUUCCAUUUUGCAGGCAGCAUCACGCUGUGUGGGAACUAGGUUGUAGGUAGCCAGAGUGAGAGAAGGGAGUCCAACGAGGAGGGGUCCUGUGAGAUGAAGGGGCAGGCCUGACUGCUGGAAGAAAGCCAGGUAUGCAGGAGAGAUCAGGAGGAAGGCCCUCACCAAGAACUCGACCAUGCCGUCACCCUGACCCUGGACUUCCAGCCUCUAGAACUUGAGAAAUAAAUUGUCCUUUAGGCCACCCAGUCUGUGGGAUUUGGAUGGCAGCCGGAGCUGACUAGGACGGGAAACAUCAGAGCUGGAGACUCAGUAUGUAAAGUGGACCAAUGACAAGAGUCUCGGGGGCAUCGAGGGCUGCCUGUCAAAGCUCAAAGCAGCAGAUCCGACCUUUGAUGCUGAUCCUACUUUUCAGAUGAGGAAACCAUGCUUCAGCGAGAGUAAGACAUGUGCCCAAAGCCAUCUAGCUGGUAGGUGAGGGGCUGGGAUCAGCCCAGACCUCUGCAUCACAAGAGAUGGCCGCGGCAGCCUUGGUCAGGGUACAGUGAUGGGCCAUGCCAUCUCUAACGGCCUCGUGCUGAUUGGCACUGGGAGCUCCGUGAGGCUGGACAAAGAGCUGGACCAGGCCGUGAAGACGAUGGUGGAGAUUUCGAAAACGCAGCCACUGACGCGGCGCGAGCAGCUGCACGUCUCUGCGGUGGAGACCUUUGCUGAGGGGAACUUCCCGAAAGCCUGUGAACUAUGGGAACAGAUUCUCCGGGACCACCCGACAGACAUGUUGGCCCUGAAAUUCUCCCACGAUGCCUACUUUUACUUGGGCUACCAGGAGCAGAUGCGAGAUUCUGUCGCUCGAAUUUACCCCUUCUGGACACCUGACAUCCCCCUUAGCAGCUACGUGAAAGGCAUCUAUUCUUUUGGAUUGAUGGAAACCAACUUCUAUGAUCAGGCAGCAAAACUCGCCAGAGAGGCCUUGGCCAUUAACCCGACGGACGCGUGGUCGGUGCACACCAUCGCCCACGUCCACGAGAUGAAGGCAGAGGUCAAGGAGGGGCUGGAGUUCAUGCAGCGCUCAGAGAACCACUGGAAGGACUCUGACAUGCUUGCUUGUCAUAAUUAUUGGCACUGGGCUCUGUAUCUGAUUGAGAAGGGCGAAUACGAGGCCGCGCUGACCAUUUACGAUAACCACAUCCUGCCUAGCCUGCAGGCCAGUGGCGCCAUGCUGGACGUGGUGGACAGCUGCUCCAUGCUCUACCGCCUGCAGAUGGAAGGGGUGUCUGUGGGCCAGCGGUGGCAAGACGUCCUGCCCGUGACGCGGAAGCACAGCCGAGACCACGUCCUGUUGUUCAACGACGCCCACUUCCUGAUGGCGUCCCUGGGUGCACGGGACCCCCAGCCCACACAGGAGCUGCUGGCCACCCUGCGGGACGCCAGCGAGUCCCCGGGGGAGAACUGUCAGCACCGCCUGGCCCGAGACGUGGGGCUGCCCCUGUGCCAGGCCCUGGUGGAGGCUGAGGGCGGGAACCCCGACCGCGUCGUGGAACUGCUCCUGCCCAUCCGCUACCGGAUCGUCCAGAUCGGAGGCAGCAACGCCCAGAGAGAUGUCUUCAACCAGUUGCUGAUUCACGCGGCCUUAAACUGCACCUCCAGCGUCCAUAAGAACGUGGCCCGGAGCCUUCUGAUGGAGCGGGACGCCUUGAAGCCUAACUCGCCCCUGACUGAGCGCCUCAUGCGCAAGGCGGCCACCGUCCACCUCAUGCAGUGAGCCGGCCGCCGCCUCCGCCCCCCGGAACCCCAGCCGUGGCCUCCCCAGCUCCCCUCAGCUGCUGCACAAGCUUAGGGGCAGGAAACAGCCAGGGCCUGUUUGUGAGGCUGCUAGAGGGGGGUCUUCAGCCUUAAGCAGAACCUCCUGAAAGCCAGCAGUUUUACGGGGGGCACACAUUCAUUUUAAAUAUGAUUCAGGAUCCUGUAGUCCUUGUUGGGGACCAAUGUGCAUUUUUAAGCAGUCAGGGCCAGUGGAGGGGCUGCUUUUUCCACUUGGCUUGCAAACUGUUUUCCCAGGGAAACACUUCUACUUCCUGUUGUUCAGAGGUUGCAGGGCAGGGCGGGGGCAGACCCAGCUGGAGGAGGGUCUUCCAGACAAGGCUGUGGAGGAUGCCCAUCCCCCCCCCCCCACAGACACCAGGCUGCCCUUGAGAUAAGCCCUUUCAUUUAGUUUUCCUUAUAUUCUAGACAGGUUCUCUUGUCCCGUCUUUGAGGUUAGGGUACUGAUGUGGGGGAAGUGACUUGUCCAGGGUCACAGCUGGUGGAGGCCCCAUCUUGCUGCCCCCACUGCUCUCCUUACGGAUGAACAAGCACACGGGGCUGCCCCUUCUGCUGUCUCUGAGGGAAGUCUUUGAGCCUCCCUGUGGGGCUUUGGUGGUGCUGAUUUGGACUUGUUUCUCUUUUUAAACGGCACACCAUAAUGAGGCCUCGCAGGUACAUGCUUUGGUCGACUAUGAUUUUAAUCACAUGAAUGUAUGUGCAUUUCUGGGGUGUGAGGAUUGAGCUCACACGGGGCUGUUCUGCUGUGGCAGAAACCAAAGAACUAUGACAUGUGGCUAUAACAGGAUUUGAGCUGGUGUUAUGAACACUGCCUCUGUCUCCUGCUUCCUGUGGUUAACGAGCUCGAGGUCCCUUCUGGACGUGCUGACUCAGUAGUGCUGCUGUCAGCCUUCCCGUGGGGGUGCGGGGUGUUCCAGUGUGAAGAUGUUUUUCAGGUUCCUUUCCUUCAGAAAUUUGGUAGGCGUUCACUGGGGCAGGGAGAGGGCAGGUCUCCUGGGAGGGAGAGGAAGCCUCCAAAUCUAUUGGCUCCCCAAGUUUGCUCAAGCCCAGGUUAAUUCCUGGGAUUAAAAUACUCGGUUCCUUUGA
Molecule: messenger RNA, 3432 nt
Organism: Microcebus murinus (gray mouse lemur)
Lineage: Eukaryota; Metazoa; Chordata; Mammalia; Primates; Cheirogaleidae
Source: RefSeq, a predicted model, not a curated record